AUGCGCCACGUGCUGUGUAUCCUCGCUCUCCUGCUCUCAUGUGCGUGUGUGCACGUCCUCGCUGAAGUCCCUGAUACGGAGAGUGAGACAAAGGUUCUUCUUCAAGGUACUCCUCUUGCCCAACUUGAGUGCACUGAAGAUACUUCUGGGUGCCCUCCUGGUGCUGGUGCUGGUGAAGCUCCUGGUUCUCAGUGCCCUGCUGGUAGUCCUCCUGAAACUACUACCACUGAUACUUGUCCUUCUGUAUCACAAGAAGCACCACCAGAAGUUGUUCCUGAGAAAAAAGUACCGGAUGCUCCUCCUAAAAAACCUGAAGGUCCUGAGGCGCCUGCAGCUGAGGAACGUGAAGCUCAAGGUCAAGAUGGACCUCGUGGUGCUUCUGGUAAUGGUGGUGUUCCAGCACCUGCUGAACCUGCUGCACCUCCUGCAGAUGUCAAUGAGGCUGCUGCUGCACGUGAAGACCAAACUGAAGUGGGCGGCAUCGAUGCAGCGGGUGGAAGUGCGGUUAGCCAAGGAAGUGAACCAUCUCAACCUUCUUCUUCUUCCAGUAGUUCAACCACGGGGAGUGCCGGAGCGGGGGAUAAUGAAACAACAGAGAACGGCGCCACAUCUGCAGGGAGUGAAACAACAAGUACCCAAGAAGAGGUUGCAGAUAAUACAGAAAGAACUAACUCCACCACCACCUCAACAACAACAACAACACUUCCCCCUGAGCCUGCAAACAACAAGAAGGGUGAUGCAGACAGCAGCAGUGUCAGCAGUUCUGUGUGGGUGCGUGUGCCACUACUAAUUGUGGUUACACUGGCCUGUAUUCUUGUGUGCUGA
Messenger RNA from Trypanosoma theileri, 825 nucleotides. RefSeq lists its product as uncharacterized. The transcript has a single exon. Lineage: Eukaryota; Euglenozoa; Kinetoplastea; Trypanosomatida; Trypanosomatidae. The coding region runs from base 1 to 825 and encodes 274 amino acids. The record is from RefSeq and is a predicted model, not a curated record.